UAAAUAAAUUGUGUUUGUAUACUAUAGGCUAAGUAUAAAGGUCUGUGUGUGGGGUUCACCUGUUUAGUUGACGUCUGGAUGUUGCUGGUUCCUGUUGUGAAGUUUGUGUUUACUUGCACGAUGUUGUUCAGCCUUCUCUUCCUGUUUGUACUGGCGGAUGCAGCAGAAAUACGCAGAGAUAACGACAUAGUUAAACGUGCAAAUGUAUGCUAUGGUGCAUUGGGAUGUUUUUCUACCGAUGGAGCGUUUGGUGUGAGUGCUCAAAGACCAUUGACAGUAGUACCAGAAUCACCAGACAAAAUAAAAACCAUGUUCAAGCUGUACACCAGGGAACACAAGACAACACCACAGGACCUAGAUGCCAGACGACUGGACUCACUGGCCACCGUCUGGACCAACUUUAAAUCUGUACCGGUCAAGUUCAUCGUUCAUGGCUUCAUUGACGACACGGACGUUUCCCCCUGGCUUAGGGAUAUGAAAGAUGAGUUUCUUAAAGCUGGAGACUUUAAUGUGGUGAUUGUUGAUUGGUCGGGAGGCAAUUUGUUGCCCUACACCCAGGCGACAGCCAAUACACGAGUUGUAGGGGCGCAAAUCGCUGCGGUCAUCAAAAAGUUGAUUGAGGUGAAAGGUCGACAUGCUGCAGAUUUCCACAUCAUUGGCCACAGUCUGGGCUCCCAUAUCGCUGGGUACGCCGGUGAACGGGUUCCAGGGCUAGGUAGAAUCUCAGGUUUAGAUCCAGCUGGUCCAUAUUUUGAGAACACCGACAAAACUGUACGCCUUGACCCAUCGGAUGCUGCAUUUGUUGACGUCAUUCACUCUGAUGCUACUUCACUUAUCCAGUUAGGUUUGGGUAUCAAACAAACUGUCGGCCAUCUUGAUUUCUACCCCAAUCUUGGCCACGACCAGCCGGGCUGUACAAGAAAUCCAUUUACACAGAUAGCCGACUGGGGCGUCAUUCAAGGAGCCAUGGAGGUCGUCUGUUGCAACCAUUUGAGGGCAAUCAAGUUUUUCACAGAAAGCAUCAACUCCCAGUGUCCAUACAUGGGCACCCCAUGCAACAACGAGGACGACUAUAAAAACGGGAAGUGCACAACGUGUGGAUCUACCGGCUGUGCAGCUAUGGGCUAUCACUCAGACAGAAACAAGCCACCCAGUGGACAGACCAGAAAGUUCUUCACAACUACGUCAGACAAACGUCCAUUUUGUCAGUACCAUCUGAACAUCGCCGUUAAACUCAACCCAACAACAGGGGCAGAGGAGCGAGGUGAGCUGUACGCCAUCGUUACUGGUGACAAGAGCACCACACCCAAGGUUCUACUGAACAGUAGCCCCAUCUCGUUUCAAGUGGGAAAAGUUUACCACUUCACCCUGGGCUCGUCUGUUGAUGUGGGGAACGUCCGCUCUAUAACUUUGUUCUGGAACCACAUUGGUCCCUUGCUGAACCCCUUGCAGUGGAAUAUCCUGGGUCUCAGAAACCCGAAGCUGUUCAUUGAUGAGGUUGACGUUCAGAGACUUGAAGCCAACGUAGAUUUGCAUCUGUGUUCUGCGGGGCAAAGCGUUGAAACGGACCAUUCAAUAGUCCUGUCAACAAGAUGCUAAAUGGAAGACUCUUCUCAAGAUGUACAAACAGCUGUCCUUGCCAUUAAAUUGAAAUGUAUUUAACAUAAAUAACUUGC
This is a messenger RNA of Physella acuta, 1676 nucleotides long. Its product is annotated as pancreatic triacylglycerol lipase. The record is from RefSeq and is a predicted model, not a curated record. Gene Ontology annotation, biological process: lipid catabolic process. Gene Ontology annotation, molecular function: protein binding; triacylglycerol lipase activity. NCBI's taxonomy places the organism in Eukaryota, Metazoa, Mollusca, Gastropoda, Physidae.